UUGCACGCUGUCUCUGGUGGUUAUGUAUGAGGUAGUAUCUGUCAGCACUAUGGGUGGUGGCACAAGAAGUAGGUGCCUGGGUGGAGCCCAGGCUCCAGUGGCAUGAAAGCAUCCUACAUUGUCUGCCAGUGAUGAGAGGAAGUAGAAACAUGAAUUUAUCCAUUUAGUUAUGGUUAAACGUGAUCUUCAGGAGCUGGGAUUUGCUGGCCUGUGCUGACAGCAGGGUCCUGCAUAGCCUUUAUAAAUCAGGCAGACACGAUGCAGCCUGGCUGGUUUUCCAUCCUCCCCAUGGGAUACCGCUGUUGCAGCUGAACAGUGGCCACAGAAGGGGACCUAUGGCAUCAGGGCUGGCUGCUGGAGGGGGUUCCUGUGAGAGGGCUGCAUCUGUGGCAAGCCAGGGCUGCGGAGAUUUCCUAUGUCUGGGAAGCAGUGUUUCUGUCAUAGUUUAUUUAAGCGGUUGAGCUGAAGAGCAGGCUGUUGACCGUGGCUUAGGGCCUGAGUGAGGCUCUCCCUGGCCCUCGAGCGGCUGUGGUGGGGGAAGGAGAAGCGACUGCAGGCUCCUGGGCCCCUCUCCUGACACCUCAUUGUCAGUGAGAAAUGACAUGCACAAAUGGCAUGUGCAGCCAGACUUAAAAUAGCCCCUCGCCAACGCCCCGGCGGCAGGCAGCCUCCUUAUAUGUCCCGCUGCACAUGCUGGGCUCCCCGGGGGGGGCUGCCCCUUCCCAUCGCAGGUGCCCAGCAUCCCACAGCCUCUCAGGCCUGCUGCCGUCCUCGUGGGGUACAGCGGCUCGAGCCUCAGCCUGCAGGUUUAGGGGGAAGAUCUGGGUACGAUGUUGGUGUAACCGGCAAGCAAGUGUGAGCAGGUUUUUGUGCCAAGCUGUCAGUAAAAGGGAAAGGAAGAAGCAAUACUCCGGACUGCCAGAUGCUUUUAGACCAGCUGAAAGAGAUCACAGGAAUUCAAGACUCCUCUUUCCUUCAUGCUGCUCUAAAGGCUGCUAAUGGAGACCUGAUGGAAGCAGUCACCUUCCUGACAGAGGAGAAUGCCCAGGAGCCAGCUCAGGAUGUGGCUGCUGCAGAGCCGUCCGCUUGGGAAGGGAGCGCAGUGGGCAAGCAGCUCCCACAGAAUGUUACUACUGCACUUACCUCAAACAACAAAGAUGACCUCCGUGCAAUCGACACGUUCACACCACUGGCAUCACCAAAAACUCAGGCUGCAGAGAGGGAUGCUCCGGAGAGGCCACAGGAAGUACAUUCUGCUGAAAGCAAAAGCGGCUCCAAAAGGAAACACUGUGAAGUCUGGGGAGAGAACCCCAAGCACAGUGACUGGAGGAGAGUGGGCGACUGGCCUGUUGGGGUGAAAAACAUUGGAAACACGUGUUGGUUUAGUGCUGUCAUACAGUCUCUGUUUCAGCUGCCAGAUUUUCGGAGGCUGGUCCUUGGGUACAACCCCCCAGAGCUUGAGCUUCAAAGCCGUCACACUCGCACUGAAAAGAGAAACAUUGCAUUCAUGCUAGAACUUCAGUGUCUGUUUGCCCUAAUGCUGGGGACCUGGCGCAAGUUUGUAGACCCUUCUGUAGCGCUGGAACUCUUGAGGGAUGCGUUCAGAUCCACUGAGGAGCAGCAGCAAGAUGUGAGUGAAUUUACACACAAACUGCUGGACUGGGUGGAGGACGCAUUCCAGCUCACUGUGAAUGCCAAAAGCCCCGAGGACAAGUCUGAAAACCCAAUGGUACAGCUUUUCUAUGGGACUUUCCUGACUGAGGGUGUCCAUGAGGGCAAUGCUUUUUCCAAGAUCGAAACCUUUGGUCAGUAUCCCCUUCAGGUAAAUGGUUAUCGAGACUUGAAUGAGUGCUUGGAAGGAGCCAUGGUGGAGGGAGAGAUGCAGGAAGCAGCCACAUCUCAGUCGGGCAAGUACAGGCAGGAGCGCUGGUUUACAAAGCUCCCCCCUGUGCUGACCUUUGAGCUCUCCCGAUUCAAGUUCAAUCAGUCGCUGGGACACACCGAGAAGAUUCACACCAAGCUAGAAUUUCCCCAGACCAUUUACAUGGACAGGUACCUCUACUGCAGUAAAGAGCUUAUUCAGAAGAAGAGAGAAGAGGUUAAGAGAUUGAGUGAGAAACUGGUGAUUCUGCAGGAGAAACUGGAGAGGUACCUGAAGUACGGCUCUGGCCCGGCCCGCUUCCCACUGCCCGACAUGAUCCAGUAUGUGCUGGAAUUCGUUGCCACAAAGCCAGCUGUGGCUCUUCCUCCUGCUCAGGACUCCCAGACAACACCCCUGCAGUCCCAAACCGAGCCUUGUGUUUCAGACGCGCUUUCACAACCAAACGGCACACUGGAAAGGAGGGACAGUAGGACAGAAGAUGGAGCUUUCUCUUCGCCUCAGCAAGACUCGAGUGCUCCACGCCAGCCUUCUGCUGCAGCCCCAGCAACGUCUGAGCACCCAGCUCCUCAUGUGGUUUCCGAGGAGGAGCUGAAUCUGGUUCGGACCUGUCUGGAGCGAUGGAGAAAUGAGGUCGAGCAAGACAUACAAGAUCUGAAGAGAUCUAUUGCCAGAAUCAACCUGUCCAUUGAGCAAAUAUACUGUGACCCCCUCCUCCAGCAGGUUCCCUAUCGCUUGCAUGCGGUCCUGGUACACGAAGGGCAAGCGAAUGCUGGUCACUACUGGGCCUUCAUCUACGACCAGCCUCGGAAAAGCUGGCUCAAAUACAACGACAUCUCCGUGACAGAAUCCUCGUGGGAAGAGGUGGAGAGAGAUUCAUUCGGGGGCUUGAGGAAUGCCAGUGCCUACUGCCUGAUGUACAUCAGUGACAAGGUGUCCCGCUCUGUGGCAGAUGCCCCCGAGGCUGGGCAGUUUCAGAAGGAAGUUGAAGACUUGCCCCUGGACCUGAGGCGCUUCAUCCAGGAGGACAACUGGCGGUUCGAGCACGAGGCCGAGGAGUGGGAGGAGGAGCAGUCCUGCAAGAUUCCCCAGAGGGAGCCUUCGCCCACUUCUGACUCGCAGGACCUCUCCUCGGAAUCAGGCCCCGAUCGGCCCUCGGCCUGCGCCCGCUCCCUCUCCUCCGAGCACGCCCGCAUCGCGCAGGAGCAGACGGCCAAGGCCAUCGCCAACAGCGCCGACACCUACGACAGGAGCGGCGCCGAGGCCGCGCUCUGCGAGCCCAAGGAGGUAGAGCCAGUGAAGGCCCAGGCGGGAGAAACAGCCCCUACGGGUCAGGCAGAGCAGCCCCAGGACGCUAACGAAGCAGAGCCUGCUGCCCACAGUAGCUCACAGGUCUCUGAGGUGGAAAUCCCCAGUGUGGGGAAGAUUCCCGUUAGAUCCGAUGCAGACGGAUAUAAUGAGGAGGUGAUGCUGAGUCCAGCCAUGCAAGGUGUCAUCCUGGCUAUUGCAAAAGCCCGCCAGACCUUUGAUCGGGAUGGGUCUGAAGCAGGGCUUGUUAAGGCGUUCCACGAGGAGUAUUCCCGACUCUACUUGCUUUCCAAGGAGACGCCGACCCCUCAGAACGACGCCCGGUUGCAGCACGUGCUCAUUUACCUCCUGCAGAACAAUGCUCCGCAGCAGGUCGUGGAACGGACCCUCCUGGAGCAGUUUGCAGACAAAAACCUCAGCUAUGACGAAAGGUCCAUUAACAUCAUGAAGGUAGCGCGAGCAAAGCUGAGAGAAAUCGGUCCUGAGGAUGUCAAUAUGGAGGAGUACAAGAGAUGGCACGAAGACUACAGCCUCUUCCGCAAGGUGUCCAUUUACCUGCUGACAGGGCUGGAGCUGUACCAGAACAAGAAGUACCAGGAGUCACUCACCUACCUGGUGUACGCCUACCAGAGCAACACCAAGCUGCUGCAGAAGGGCACCAAGAGAGGAGUGAGCGAAUCCCUGAUUGCCUUGUACAGAAGGAAUUGUCUCCUGAAGCUGAAUGAAGUGGCAGCAUCCAUGUUCGUAAGCUGUGAAGAAGCUCGUGUGACAGAGGGCAUUAGCAUCCUGAACGAGCUGAUCAUCCCCUGCAUGCACCUCAUGAACAACUUCGAGAUCUCCAGGGAGGACAUGGAUGCCAUCGAGGUCAUGAGAAACCGCUGGUGCUCCUAUUUGGGUUGCGAAGACAUGGACGCGAAGCUGCAGAUGAGGCUGGGUGAGGUCCUGCCCCGGCUCCUCGACUGCCCCAGCGAGGUCGUCGUCCUGAAGGAGCCGCCGAAGAUCCGCCCCAACUCCCCCUACGACCUCUGCAGCCGCUUUGCAGCCGUCAUGGAGUCCAUCCACGGCGCCUCGGCCGUCGCCGUGCAGUAGCCCGUGGCUGCGCGCCACUCGUCGUCCGCCGGCAGCGCUUGAGAGGGAGUGGGGAGGGAAGGGGCGGCUCGCGCUCAGAGCUCUGCUGCUCGUACGUAGGUGGCAGUGGCACAGGCAGCAUUGCACUUCAGAGACAAAACCUCACCACAUAAAGCGGGGUUCUGCUUCCGCAGCUUCCUGGGCACGGAUCCUGAGGCCUGUGACAGCCACAGAGCAAGGGUCCGCUCCUCUGGUGAGCGGCCACGAGCUGCUGUUGGCCUGUCAGACACCUUCACAUCAUCCUGA
This is a messenger RNA of Pezoporus occidentalis (night parrot), 4561 nucleotides long. RefSeq names its product ubiquitin specific peptidase 28 (gene USP28). Gene Ontology annotation, molecular function: cysteine-type deubiquitinase activity; protein binding; proteasome binding. Lineage: Eukaryota; Metazoa; Chordata; Aves; Psittaciformes; Psittacidae. The record is from RefSeq and is a predicted model, not a curated record. The transcript has 26 exons. Gene Ontology annotation, cellular component: nucleus; cytosol. Bases 923 to 4276 code for a protein of 1117 amino acids. Gene Ontology annotation, biological process: regulation of protein stability; proteasome-mediated ubiquitin-dependent protein catabolic process; DNA damage checkpoint signaling.